This is a messenger RNA of Rhineura floridana, 4192 nucleotides long. It is a transcript of the gene CCDC190, whose product is annotated as coiled-coil domain containing 190. The transcript is spliced from 3 exons. NCBI's taxonomy places the organism in Eukaryota, Metazoa, Chordata, Lepidosauria, Squamata, Rhineuridae. The record is from RefSeq and is a predicted model, not a curated record. The coding region runs from base 56 to 1057 and encodes 333 amino acids.
AGUCACCUUUCAGUAGAAGAAAAUAACCAUGCCAGACUAUUAAUUCACACUUCGUAUGUUCUGGAGUUGGGUUCUGCCUAAGAUAAAGGUUCUGAAGUUGAGUCUUGCAAAGUUCUUGUAUCGUCUUAAAUUAAGCCUUUGGGAGGGUUAUUUAUUUCUUUUAGAUCAGGACAGCUGGGGAUAUGCAGCUAUCUCAUGGGAAAGAGGAUGCAGUACUGACCUUGCCAAAUCUUUUUCAGAUUCCUCCAAGAGUGCCAGGAAAUCUUCAGAAACCCAACUUAGGGGCACUGGGAGAAAGGUGCCCAGUGUGGACUUUACAGGAGUUCUCCUUUCUUUCCAGAACAAGCAUCAAGAGGACACUUGCCACUCAAAACAGAAACAUUCAGUGGGCACUGGAUGCAUAAAACUGACUCUCCCACUCCUCUCUUCUCAGGCAGGGCAGGAUUACACUGGAUCCUACAAUGCAACACUGCGAUCCAGGAGGAAAACACUGCCCAAGGCUGGGGGAAUUCUAGGGUCAAGCCAGCCUUCUUCCUAUGUAGGGAAGCUCAGCAGUGGUGACUCAGGAUAUGAAAGGGACAGAAAGGGUCACUUGCCAACCUUGAAUGUCAAAGACCAAAAUACCAUUGCUGACAGGGAUAUGACCACACUAAAAGACUCCAUCACCAAGCAGCUAUGCAUCUCAGCAGAGUCUGUGGAGGGAGAGGAAGCAGACACAAGAGAAGACCAAGAGAAAGAGCCCACCAAGGAAGAGACCAGAGCUGCUGGAUCCAAAGGCACCACCAGCAAGCUCAUGAAUCUCCCAGGAAAGCAAAGACCUUCCCAUGAGCAUGAGACACUGAUCAUGGAUACAGAGGCCUAUGCAGCAGAUGGAUGCCUCAGGACCAUGUAUACCAGGCCAAAUUUCCUCAAGUCCUAUACUGAAGCGAGGAAAGCCCUCUACAUUCGGCAUAAGAGCACUCCUGCUUGGGAAAAGGAACUGAGUCUCCAGGAGAUAUUUGGUCACAAAAAGACAAUGGAGCAUUCCCCUCAGGAACAGGCUUUGAUAAAACCAUAGCCCUAAAGUGGAUGGAUUUUUGGCCAGGUACAGGGUGACAAGACCUUGCAAAUCAAAGCACAAAACUCUUCUACAGAACAAGCAGGCUUGCACAUCUUGUAACAACACACCAUGCUAUUUGUCUCCAGGGCUAUUUAAUAUUCUAUACUAAGCCACUGGGGGCAGUAUGCUGAUGACACACAGCUCUAUUUCUCUGUAACAUCUGAAUCAGGUGUGGCUGUGCAAGUCCUUGGUCAGUUUCUGAAUUCAUUGGUCAGUUGGAUGUGGAUGAAUAAAUUUUGAAUCUGAAUCCUGGCAAGAUGGAAGCCUUGUGGCUGCCUAGUUUGCAGGUCUAUAAGCCUGGUCAAUUGUCUGUUCUUGUUGGGGUUGCGCUCCCUCUGAAGCAGAUUCAUCGUCUGGGAGUGCUGCUAGAUUCAGUAUUGGUCCUGAAAUCCCAAGUGUUUGCAGAGGCACCAGCUUUGGCUGGUAUACCAGCUACGGCCUUUCCGAGACAGGGACAACUUGGCCACAGUGGUGCAUGCAUUGUUAACUUCCAAUACUAGAGUACUACAAUGUGCUCUGUAUUGGGCUAUCCUUAAGGCUGGUCUGGAAUUUGCAGCUAGUGCAAAUGCAGCAACUGGAUUGCUUUUUGGAGUGACCUACCAUCAACAUACGUUGUGGUUGUGGAAGGAGCUGCACUGGCUGCCUAUACAUUAUUGGGCCAAGCUUAAGGUUUUACUUUUAGAUUAUAAAACCCAGCACAGCCCAGGACCGGGUUCGCUUUGAGACAGCCUCACCCCUUAUGUCCCUGCCCAAUCCCUGCAUUCAGCAGACAUGGCCUUGUUAGACGUGCCAAGUGUUGAGAGUGUGGCUAUCAGUGAUAGGGCCUUAAGUGUAGUAGCACCACCUUCUAUUUUUGACACUUAUGGAAGAGCUUUCUUUUUAGUCAGGCUUUUGCUAACUCAACAGCUAUUAGUUUUUUAUGUAGCUGACACUGUAUGUAAUGAAGGAUAUUUAGUAUCUCAUUCUAACACAGUUUUUAUGAUGGUUUUUAAUGUACUUGUAAUGGGGUGCAUCCAAUGUUAGUCCUACUCAGAGGAGACCCGUUGGAAUUAAUGGACGACUACUUUAGAGCUACAGUAGGGCCCCACUCAUAUGGUGGGUUAGGUUCCAGACCUAACCAAAAAAACCAAAAAGCGAAAAUCUGUGAAAAGUGGAACAUGGACUAUAAAAUGGCGCCCGAAAAACAUCAAAAAAGUGCCGUAUGAGUGGGGCCCUGCUAUAAUUGUGAAAAAAGCCAUAUUAGUGGAAUGCCAAAAAGUGGGGCCCUACUGUAUUAAUUCCAAUGGGUCUACUCUGAGUAAGUUAGCUGGAUGCAGCCCAAAGUAUUUCUGUACAUUUUUGCUCACUGCGUGGAUAUUUUAUGAUCAAGCACUGUGCACAUUUGUUUUUAAAAAAUAAAAUGCAGCCUCUUAGCUGUAUAUUAGUGCUUGUUGUGUGCUUGGCACCCCACCCACCUCUACAGUCCUGAGCAGACCGCAGAGUCAGAUGGUUAUCAAGCCUCCCAGUGGGCCAUUGUACAUGAGAAACCAAACGAGGAAAGGCGCCAGUCACAAGAAAAUGGGUGAGAGGAUGAAAUCUCAAAGGUGUUCAACCUAAGGGUUGAGUCUAUAGACUCUGAGAGGUGCAAGUGAGAAAGCUUAGGGGAGUGCUUCUCAACCCCCCCCCACUUUAAAAUUGCUGCCUGUUGUAGCAAUUGUAAUACGCUGUUCUGGAUGCUGUAUGAUUCUUAGUUGUAUUUUUAUUGCUUCUUUUAUUGCUUGACAAUUUGCAUUCAAACUGAAAUACAGUAUAAGAAAAAAAGAAGCAAUAAAAAUACAACUAAAAAUGAGUAUGGAUAUUUAAUGCAGACGUGUCAUGGCACAUGGUGGUUCAGACCACCCAGCUGAGGGAGUAUUUAAACAUCAGUAACACACCUGAGAGAGAAAAAACUCCAUUCCUUAAACAAGAGGGGAUACUGUACAAACAAGAAAUAACGACUUCAGUUCGCUUUUUUGUCCUCAACUUCAACUUCAUCCAAUCUUGUUUACACAUAACUAGACCUACGGGGGUGUCCUCCUAGGACACUAUCACAAAUGUUAACCCAUACAGCGUUUCAAAUUUCAGAGAGUUACCACUUGCCGUAUUCCUUCUGGAAACAAAAACGGAAAAAACCCCACUGGGUUUACUCAACAUGCAUGCAGAAGGGACCAACCUGCUACUUGUGAUGACCAAAAAAAAGGGGUCUCUGAAAAUCAAAUUGGGGCCCAAAUAUACCCCAAAGUCCACCAGAAUGAUUUUUUUAAGCAUUAUGAAUGAAGAUUAAGUUUUGUAAUUUUCUCUUAGAUUGGUCAACAACACUUAACAUGAAGGGAUGAUGUCGAAAAAGCUAACUGAACCCUUUACAUCAGAGAAUAUAUGUUUGUUCUCUUGGUAAAGCUCUAGAACAGUGGUUCCCAAACGUUUUUCCCCCAUGGACCAUUUGAAAAUUGCUUAGGGUCUUGAAGAUCACUUAAUUAUUUUUCUGCAUGUUAUAACAAUUGUAAUGCAGUGUUAGAUGCUGUAUGACUUUUAAUUGCAUUUUUAUUGCUUCUUUCAUUUCUUAUAUAUUGUAUUUCUGAAUUCUAUAGAAUUCAAAUUUAAUACAAUAAGAUAUAAUAUAUAAGAAAAAAAAGCAAUAUCUUAUAGGCUAUUUGCUGAUGGCAGCCAGGAUCACAACUGCGACUCACUGGGAAGAUUUAGGUGGAGCUACGAUGGAUUAUUGGUAUCAAAAGGUCUGGUACCUAGUCUUUAUGGGAAAAUUAAGAGCUAAACUCUGACAGGCUCAAGUGCUUACCAAACAGAUGAUUUCUUAAAUACAUGGUACCCAUUUGUUGCAUAAGUUAAUCAAAAUGAACAUGGGAGUAAACUGCCCAUGCGUUAUGCUCAAAUUUACAACGCUUGAGAGUCACAGUAGUAUUCUUGAUCCCUUUGGCAAUUUAUUGUUUUAUUAUUGACAUUUGGCUCUCGCUUUGCCUUUUUCUUGUUUUGUGAAGGAUUCUUCCGGUCAGAGACUCUCAUAAUUGCAAAUAAUUGAUAUUGAUAAAGGUUGCCUGUAAAGUUUACUUUUUGGAUAUU